AUGCCACCAAUGAAUUCAGAAACGGCCUCUGCCAACAAUUUACCAAUGGAUCUGUUGGCCCACGAAGGGACGAGUUUCAGGUUGAUUUCUGUUACGUUCAAGGAGGCGGCACUUGAUUCUCCCAGUUUUCGAGCCUCUAUGAAUCACUUGCACGGGCAAUUGCACAACAUCUCCAGCUGGGCAAGUGUUCUUCUUCAGGAAGCAGAACGACUUCCUAAGCGUGUGGAGGAAAUAAAGGCCACAAUGAGCUCCUUUUCCGAGUAUCUUUUACCCAGUUUUGCAGAUGAUGGAAUUUUGGAUCAAGAAACAACCGUUCCAUUACUUAAAAGUGUAUCCCAUGGACAUGAAGUUUUACUCAAAACAUUCUUCAAUUUGAUGUCAGUAGACCCACAACCAGUACGAGAGUUGGUUUCCAAAGUGCACACCUUAAUGGCCAAGUACAAAAGUCAGAAACAUCAAUUCGACUCGAUCCAAGAACGUUACGACCAGUAUUUUGCGGUGUACAUGCUGGCUCUGAAGUUCAAACAGGAGGAAAUGGCCAUUGAAGAUUCACAACAGUUGUUCCGUACAAGGAAAGCAUAUCUUCAUGCUUCCCUUGACUUGGCGGUUUUACUCGACGAAAUUUCGACAGAAUUGGAUACUCACUUCAUCGAUAUUGGUAAUAAGAUAUGGCUGCAAGCCGUUACCAACGAAGGAGUGUUUGGGUUUCUGGAAGUAUUUAGAACAACUACUUUGAAGAUCGAGCGAACAAAAAGUUGGGCCAAUGCCUACAGCAGGGCCACAAAACUAUUCAUUCAAGACAUUCAAGCGGCUAGAAAACAGAUUGAAGAGUCAACUAUCGAGUUGUUUGAUCCUUCCACUAGGCCUGAAGAUUAUGAUGCUUCUUUGAUCAGCCAGUACACUUUGAAUCAAAUAGACGAGCCUUCUUUUGAGAAGCAUGGAUAUCUUAUGAUGAAAACGUGGACAAAGAACUCCCUCAAGCCAAUAUGGGUUAAAAGAUGGGCUUUUAUCUCAGGUGGUGUCUUUGGGAUGCUUAUAUUGAGUCCUUCCAAGACCUUUGUCCAAGAAACAGAUAAAAUUGGAGUGGUGUUGAUGAAUAUAAGGUAUGCAGCUCAGGAAGAUAGAAGAUUUUGUUUUGAGGUCAGAACCAGUGAUCAAGUUAUCGUGCUUCAGGCAGAAUCGUUGAUAGAUUUGAAGUCAUGGUUGAAGGUUUUUGAAAAUGAAAAGAGCAGAGUAUCACUAGAAGAUAAAGAUUCAACCGUUUUCAUAGUCGCUAGUUCACGAUUUCCUCCCCUAAUAACGGAGUUUGCUUCCACAAUGGAUACUGUUGUAGAUAAGCAAAUGUUGAAGACAAAGAUAAAGAAUGAUGAUGGCCGCACUGUUAGUUCAAAUACCCUUUCUACUAAAAUCAAACCCCACGAGAAGUACUUUCAAAAGUACCUUUAUUAUCAGAUUCCCCUGUUUAAACCUCCUUUGGUAACCAGUAACACCAAGACAGCCAUUCUAGCAAACUCAAUUGCCUCUUCGGCUCCGGUUCCUUCUGCAUUGACUGCAAAUUUGUGGGGGAGUGUAAACUGGGGAGUAUAUUAUCUUUAUAAUGGGAUGGCAUAUCAGGCUGAGACCCAGAAAUAUCCCGCAGGUCCAAGUCUCUUUCGGGCAUUUGAUUUCAAUACCAAGUCCCUGAUAAGAAAUAAUCGAUCUGAAAGCUACCCAGAUUUUCUUGUUUCCCAGGAUAUUGAAAUGAAGUCUUUAUUUGAAAGUGAGGUGGCGCCGGACGAGUAUUGCUUGGUCAGCUUCAAUUGUUUAUGGUCGCCAAACGCUAACCAGGAACUAUGCUCUCGUAUGUUUAUUACCGACAGAAGUGUGUUUUUAUGCAACCAAGUAUCUGGUUUUCGAUCAUUAUUGGCAUCUAAGAUCGGUGGCUUGGUGGCAGUUGAAUUAAGGGUACGAGAGGAUCACGAAGAAUUGACUGUACACCUUUUGAAUGAUUCAGUAGUGGUGAAGAUUUAUUUGGAAGAUGGUCAACUUAUUUACCGGUACCUUCAGUUCCUAAUCUCUAAUAAAGAAUCAGAAACUCCCAAAACAUUCAACGAGACAGUCAUUGGUCUUGUAGAAAUUAGUAAGGCAUACCAACAGGAGAAAUCCAUGCUUUCUCUACUGCACGCUCCCAGCGUUGACGACUCAUUGAGAACUCUUCAACUCAAAGAGAAACCGGCAUCUUCAGAUAAUCUCCGACUUGACUAUAGCAAUGAGUAUUCGGUUCAUUACGAAAAAGAAUAUCCUGUUUCCGCUAAGGCCAUGUGCCAUAUUAUGCUUGGAGAUGAUUCCCAUUUCUUCCUCCAAACAAGUGCUUUGUCAGCUUCCGCAGUCUUAAAGGGUCCUUGGACUCGGUUAAGUGACGGAAAAUUGAUAAAUACAUUUGAUUAUCGUUUUCCAAGAGUCUUUCAAGGCCUGGGUAAGUUUAUGGGUGUUUUAACAAUAGAAAAAAUGGUGGAAAAUGUUUACUACAACAUAACUCUCGAGAAGAAGUAUUUUUAUUUCUACGGGGCAAAAAUGUCAGCACAAGUGAGGUUUGUAAUAAAUGCUUCAAACUCCAGCAAUUGCAUUGUCCACACAUAUUCAGCCAUUCAAUUUUUUGGUGUUUCCCCUUUGAAUCUUCCCUUGAAGCCAGCUUUGCGCAGAUUCCAAAUCAGUGAAACGAACAAACAGCAUCAAUGGCUUAAAAGGGUUAUUAAAACCCUUGGUGAUAAAGGUCAAGUUGGUAAAGCCAUUUAUCUUUACGGAUCCAUAUCGGUAGCAGAUGUCCAACAGAAUAUGGAGGCACCUGUCUGUAGCAUUGAUGUACGGCUGGUUGUAUACCUCUUAGUGGUCAAGCCCUUGAUUGAGUUCAUUGUGUCCAUGAAGCAAAAAUGGCUUCAGGUGCUUGCUUUUAUCUUCGGCUAUGCCAAAGAGAUUACCGGCCAACGAUUAUUAUUGGCGAUUAUUGCCGUGUCCGGUUUGUUGAACUUGUUUUUGAUUUCCAAAACCAGCAUUUCCUACUGGACCGCACAACAAGCCCACAAUAAAGCGUUGAAGAUAUUCAAUUCUCAACCUAUUAUGCUUGAAAGGGCUGUAUACUUGAAGGAUAUCCAAGAGCUUACUUUUCAAGACAGUUCGAUUGGAGCCGGUGAGUCGCAGUCGUUGGAAUCUUUUAACAAGGCUUCGUUCAUAAGAAAUGUCGGUAGUUAUGUUGAUUUGGAACAGGAGUACAUCGAUGCAGACAUACGUGAGUCAGCCAUGGGACUCAAAAGGUCAUUUGAGGAGAUCGGGGUCAAACGACACAAGGUUUUGAUGGAGUUAAGGAUUCUCAAUGACAUGGAGAAAGAGGUUGCAAACGCAGAGUACCGCAACUGGCUUGUGAGCGAGCUCCGCAAAUGUGAGAGAUUUAAGAAAACAGCUGCUGCUAAUGCUUUGAGCGAUUUAGGUGCAGAGAAUGUUUCAUUUGUCGAAGAAGGAAUGAAGAGUAUAGACGAAUAUUGCAGAGGGUGUCUUGAAGACUAUAAGGGUCUUCAUCUCGUUUGA
Messenger RNA from Yamadazyma tenuis ATCC 10573, 3561 nucleotides. RefSeq lists its product as uncharacterized. Gene Ontology annotation, molecular function: protein binding; succinate-semialdehyde dehydrogenase (NAD+) activity. The record is from RefSeq and is a predicted model, not a curated record. Gene Ontology annotation, biological process: GABA catabolic process. NCBI's taxonomy places the organism in Eukaryota, Fungi, Ascomycota, Pichiomycetes, Serinales, Debaryomycetaceae. Gene Ontology annotation, cellular component: cytoplasm.